GCACUGUGACCUCCGCAUCUAACCCCCGCCAGCGCCACUACACCCUUGCCGAAUACACAAUUCCGUCGCCGAUGGAUGAUAGAUAAGUGGCGACUGUAAUAAUGGCAAAAACACUCUCCGCGCUCCUUGCGCAAACCUCCAUUGAGGACCACAACGAGAUUCUUCGAGCCGCCAACGCCGAGAUCAAGAAGAACAAGAAUGAUAUCGAGGCUCAGCAUGUGAAGGCAAUCGCGCUGUUACAUCUAGAUGACUUCGAGGGUGCGCUCAAGGUGUUCGAGGACGUGAAGGAGCUGCAACAGAAGUCGCAAUUCGAUUACGCCUAUACACUGUACAAGACCGGCGAUGCAGCGAAAGCUGUACAAGUCGCACAGAGCUUAGGUGCUAAAUCGGAUCGCAAAACACAGCACAUCCUGGCCCAAGCUGCAUACCGGUCAGAGAACUUCGCACAGGCUGCGAAAGUGUACAAGGAGCUAGCGAAUCACCCUGUCGAAGACGAAGCCUUUGACAUCAAUAUCAACUCUGGCGCCGUAGACGCUCAAUUAGAAUGGACAGGACAAGGCGAGCUUGCGCAAAAGAAGAAGCCUACAAGAGAAGACCUUGAGGCAUUCGAGACAGCCUUCAAUGCAGCAUGUGGAAGCAUAUCGCGUGGCGAACUGGCGCAGGGAGAGGUGUGCCUGAAACGGGCCAAGGACCUCUGCAACGCGGUUGAGGACUUUACUGAAGAGGAGAAGAAGGCGGAGAUACUGCCCAUCACCGUGCAACAGGUGUAUGUGCUCACACAGAUGGGCAAGCUGGACGAGGCUGCACAGCUGGCGGCUACCAUCCCUCUUGCUGACAUCAAGGAUCUCUCUGUCCGCUACAUUGCACAAGUCAACAGCAUUGCCGCAUCGAAGGAGCACUCGAACCCAUACCUAUCCCACCGCCUCUUCCACUCGUCGCCGAAGCCGCCAGUCACUAACCAGCACUUCUCGUUCCAGGCAAACAUCCUGCAACAAGAUGAAUACGUCAUCUCGCUCCUUUCGCAAAAGACUGCUGGCGUCGCAUCGUCGACUGAAAAAGUCAUCCAGGCAUCGCCGUCUCCGUCUUUAUCGCCAGCUGUGAACAUGGCUGGUGUCAUCAAUGCCGCAGCUCAUGCACGCAAUGCUGAGACUGAGAAGGCAGCAUUGAAGGAAAUCGUACCUCUGUUGGAGAAGAGGCCUAACGAUGUUGGUCUGAUUCUCACAAUCGCCCACCUCUACAUUCUCACCAAUAACUACGCUGCGGCCACCCACCUUCUGGAAUCGUUCUUCAAGCGUCUCGAGCAAAGCGGGUCCGCGUCUGAUCUCGAUGUGCGGUUUGCACCAGGUUUGAUUGCAUCGCUUGUCUCCCUUUACACACAACAAGGGCGUCCAGGCGCAGCAAAGUCUGAACUUGCAAAAGCAGCAGAAUACUGGAGGACGCCGCACAAGUCCAAAACAGAGGCGCCAUCCAAGUCUCUCAUGGUUGCAGCCGGCACAGCACUGCUCGAUCCACACAACCCCGAGAACGCUAAAGCAGCAGGCGCCAUCUUCCAGAGCCUCUAUGAACAAGACGACGAAGACCGAGCUGCCAUCGCCGGCCUCGUCGCCGCCCAGAGCAUCUAUGACCCCACCUCCAUCCCUGCCGACCUGCUCGCCUACCUUCCGGAAGCGAACCGUCUUGUCGCUGAUAUCGAUGCCGCGGCCCUCGAAAGCGCCGGCGUUCCCACGACCACAGCCCUCGUCUCCGAAGCACGCAAGCGCAGCGUUGCGCCUACAAAGACCAUUGCAUCGCGGCCGAAGCGAUUGCGCAAGGUCCGCAUGCCGAAGGACUACGAUGCGAACAAGAAGAUAGACGCAGAACGAUGGCUGCCAAUGCGCGAUCGCACGUACUACAGGCCGAAGGGCAGGAAGGGGAAGAAGAGGGCGGAGGGCCUGACGCAAGGCGGGCCGGUCGCCGAGGAGAAGAAGGUUGAGGUGAAGAAGGAUCAAGGGAAGAAGCAGCAGCAAAAGAAGGGUAAGGGGAAGAAAUAGAGAUUUGCAUAGAGAAAGGCUCGUGUAGUGAAUAGCUAUCAUGUGGCAACUUGUUGUAAGAUCAACAGAGUGCCUUGCAAUGAAAGAGCUGUGUUUUGCAAAAUGCGUAUAGAGAAUUGCCACAGUCUCCGCAGAACUGCACUGUAGCCAUUCUGAUCAAGCAUAACCAGCAUGAGCCAGCCUCGCAAUCCCUCCCUUCCCGGUACUCGCCUGCACCAGCCCAUACAGAAAAGGUCACGGCAGAGCACAUGGAGGUGUGCUGGAGCUACUCAAGGCAGGGCUUAAGUCGCUCCAAAGCAUCACCAGUCACUUGGCAAAAUGCAGCGUGAGGCAAAUAGUUUGUAAGGAUUCUUCCUGAUUAGAUUGUAU
This is a messenger RNA of Boeremia exigua, 2399 nucleotides long. RefSeq lists its product as uncharacterized. Gene Ontology annotation, molecular function: ribosome binding; 7S RNA binding; protein binding. The record is from RefSeq and is a predicted model, not a curated record. Bases 102 to 2030 code for a protein of 642 amino acids. Gene Ontology annotation, biological process: SRP-dependent cotranslational protein targeting to membrane. The transcript has 3 exons. NCBI's taxonomy places the organism in Eukaryota, Fungi, Ascomycota, Dothideomycetes, Pleosporales, Didymellaceae. Gene Ontology annotation, cellular component: signal recognition particle, endoplasmic reticulum targeting.